Messenger RNA from Hymenoscyphus albidus, 508 nucleotides. The record is from the annotation of a GenBank genome assembly. Lineage: Eukaryota; Fungi; Ascomycota; Leotiomycetes; Helotiales; Helotiaceae.
AUGAAUCAUUUAACUGGCACUUAUCCAACAACCCCAAACUUCCAGGUGUCAACUGUGCUCAUCGUAAAGUUUGUUUUGGAGGAGGAGGCGAGUCUUGUGAUUAUGGAAAGACAUGAUAAGGCAAGGAAAGUCGCAGGGAAAAUCAUGUUAGUAAACGGUGGUGUGAAGAGAAAUAAUGGUGGGAGGACCGUGACUAUUUUGGUAAGCUGAAUAUAUUGACUCUUCCAUCAUUGUUAGUUGUCAAGUGCUGAUUCCCUAUCUAUAGAGCUGUAAGAACGAAGAGGAGAGAGUCCGAGCUAUUAAAGGGUAUUUUGAAAUUGAUUUGAUAGAGAAUGAAGCACAGGGAAUUCAAGGAAUAGCUUGUGAGUUGAUCGUCAACUCUUAAGGAGAAGAUUCGCCCUUGCGAUAGACAAAAAAAGGGUCGCAUAUCCCUCUCCGAUUAUUCUGCCUUUCGGUAUUAACUUAAGUAAUUAAUCUAGAUUGUUAAGUUUGUCAAUCUAAUUAUCCU